AAUGUCGUUGGUCGGUUGUUGGAAUAGCUUGGGGGAAGGAAUGAAAUACUGAAGCAAAAAAAAAAGGCAACAAAUAAAAAAAAAAAACUAAGGAUACUUGAUGUUGAAAAAAAUGGAGGGAACAAGGACACAAGAUUCAAGGAACUUGUUGGCCAAUCGACAAAAAGGAUAAAAAAAAAAUAAACAAAUUGAUUGUCGUUUGAUGAAAACGACACCUGUCAUGUAAACAAAACGUGCUAAGCAGUGCUAAAAUAAAAAACAAAAACAGCUAACGAGAUAAUAAUAAUUGUUGUUGCUAUAUUAAUCAAUUAAUUAAUUGGUUUUUUUUAAAAAAAUCAACAUGGAUAAAGUAUAUCGUUUUGAUCCUGCAAAAAUUACAGAAAAAUAUAAUAUCAAAGAGUGUUUUAAUGAGUAUUCAAAACUCAUUGAUCAACUUGAACAUGAUGAGGUUAUUACUAAUGAAAAUAAAUCAAAAAAAUUAGAUGAAAUUUACAAUUUUAGAAUUAAAAAUAUUAAUUAUUUUGAUGAGGAAGAUGAUGAAUCAAAUGAUGCAGAAAAUAAUACAACAACAAAUCAAUAUGAAUAUAAUCUUGGUCUACCACAAGGUUUACCAAAUAUACCUGCAAUACAAAAAUUAAAAUUAUUAGCUGAAAAAUAUGCCAAAGAAGAAAAAAAAAAAAGUUUAUAUAAACAGCCAAUUUACGUACCAAUUAAUAAUACUGAAAUUAUUGAAGGUGAAAAAUCAAUACCAGGUAAAGAUAUAUUAAUAGAAAUAAGAAUUUUUAAUCCUUUUGUUGCUGAUUCAAGACAUGGUCCACCAUCAAAAAGAAAAAUAUCAUUAUCACGAGUUAUUUCAAUUCUUGGAUGUCAAACUCUUGCUGAUUUACGUGAUAAAAUUAGCUGUGUAUCAGAUUUAUCAGUAUCAUAUGAAUCAAGUAAUGAUCCAUCAGCUGCCCAACAUCUAUUAUCAAAUAAAAAUUUAUAUAAAUCUGGAUUUUUCUAUAUUGAAAAUACUUUUUACAAUGAUAUGAGAGAUAAAAAUAAUCAUGACAAUAGUGCUGUUAUAAGAGAAUGGGCUGAGGCAAAAAAUUUUGGUAAAUUUAGUGUUGAAAAAAUGGAAGAAACAAAAAUUGAAUCAUUAAAUGUUAGAUUUGGUUAUCCUUGGGUUUAUCAGCAUCAAGGAACUUGUGAGCAUUUAGUUGUAUUUGCAGAUGCAAGAUUAAUUAAUCCUGAUGAUCAUUUAGCAAUUAAAAAUUAUCCAAGAGUUGAUAGAAUAAGUUGCAUACGUAAUAGUUCAUGUUUAUUGUGUGCUGAUAAACCAGUUUAUUGGAUAACAAUUGACAGUGAUAGAGUACCACAUAAUCCUUGUUAUUUUUGUAAAAAAUGUUUUAAAUCAUUUAAUUAUAUUGAUGGUAAAAAAAUUGGUAAUUUUAAAGCAUACAGAUUUCCAUGUGAUCCUGAUAUUAUCGAAGCUAUUGAAAAUAAAUCACGUGUUAAAAUCGAACUUAUGGAUCAAAGCUAAACAAUAAAUUAGUCGGUGAAAAGAAAACUGGAAAUAU
Molecule: messenger RNA, 1559 nt
Organism: Aphidius gifuensis
Lineage: Eukaryota; Metazoa; Arthropoda; Insecta; Hymenoptera; Braconidae
Product: snRNA-activating protein complex subunit 3-like
Exons: 6
Coding region: 341-1522 (393 amino acids)
Biological process (GO): snRNA transcription by RNA polymerase III; snRNA transcription by RNA polymerase II
Cellular component (GO): snRNA-activating protein complex
Molecular function (GO): core promoter sequence-specific DNA binding; bent DNA binding; RNA polymerase III type 3 promoter sequence-specific DNA binding
Source: RefSeq, a predicted model, not a curated record